AAAAAAAAAAAAAGAAAAAAAAACCCCCUCCAAAGCUAUCCAUUGGGAUGUAUGUUAGCCAGUUAAGAGUUCCCUUAUCGACUGAAAGGCCGUCUGGUAUGUUUUUAACAUGUGCCCUAAUAGCAUCCAGUUGUCCAAAGCGGGCUGAACACAAAUUGUUACAAGGAUUGAUCUUUUCAUCUCUCUUUCCUAAAGCGGUGCGUUGAGGCUAGAUGGAAUGUGACAAUGUGACCAGUGUGACCCAGUGUGCAGUGACACUGUCAUCGUCAGUGCUCCACCAGAGCCCCUCCCCAGAUGGGCCUUAGGCACCCCCAUCCCGGGCGGCAAAUCACCGAAACAGAACAUCCAAAGUCAUGUGUAACUUCCUCUUUGUCGAUGAUUUAAGCAAUAGAUAAAUAAAUACAACGCCACCAUCUAUGUUUGUUUGUUUGUUAGUUGGUUUGUUAGUUAGUUAGUUAUACGCUGUGCGGUGGAACAAUAGGUCAAUGUCAAACUGAUGAAAGCAA
Molecule: messenger RNA, 506 nt
Organism: Aspergillus caelatus
Lineage: Eukaryota; Fungi; Ascomycota; Eurotiomycetes; Eurotiales; Aspergillaceae
Exons: 1
Coding region: 48-206 (52 amino acids)
Source: RefSeq, a predicted model, not a curated record